CGUACAGUAUUAUUGUACGGCCACUCCGGAGGGUUGCUUUCGACUCGAUCGUUUUCUUUUUAGAGAGAUCCCCUUCGGCGGAAUCCAGCGAAUGUGCGCCCGGGCGUCUGUUGCACGUCUCCGGUCAACCGAUCGCCUCCAUCAUCCAACAGAAUGCUUUCCGUCAGGAGGAGGGGCUUCUUCGCCCUGUUCCCCGCCGCCGCCAUCCUGCUGCUGUUCCUGGUGACGUACUUGCGGGAGGGCGUAGUGACGGUGCCAAAGCUAAGCGGCCGCCUCGGAGGGCUACCGAGCGGAGACGAGGAGCCGACCUUUUGGGCAAGGCUCCCCGUCCACUACCCGCCCUCCCACAUCCGCCCGCUGCCCACCGGCAAGCCCGUCCGGUACCCGCGGGUACAAGCAGCGACGUUCCCCGUCGAGAAGGACCCGGACGCGCGGGCCCGGCGGCGGGAGCGCCGGGCGAUCGUCCGGGACGUCUUCCACAAGGCCUGGCUGUCGUACCGGGAGCUCGCCUGGGGCGCCGACGAGCUGGCUCCCCUGUCGGGCGGGACCAAGAACCCGUUUGGCGGGUGGGGCGCCACCUUGGUCGACGCGCUCGACACGCUGUGGAUCAUGAAUCUCCGGCCCGAGUUCGACGAGGCGGUCGCCAGGGCGGCGACCAUCAACUUCACCAGCACCGACCUGCCCGAGCUCAACGUGUUCGAGACCAACAUCCGCUACCUCGGCGGCUUCCUGUCCGCCUACGACCUGAGCGGCGACGGCCGCCUGCUGCGCAAGGCCGUCGAGGUCGGCGACAUGCUCUACAAGGCCUUCGACACCCCCAACCGCAUGCCCAUCGCCCGCUGGGACCUCCACGCGGCCGCCCGGGGUGCCGAGCAGGUGGCCGGGAAGGCCCUCCUCGCCGAGGUCGCCACCCUGUCCAUGGAGUUCACCCGCCUGUCCAUGCUGACGGGCGACCCCAAGUGGUUCGACGCCGUGCAGCGCGUCGCCGACGCCAUGGCCGCCCAGCAGGACUCGACCGCCCUCCCGGGCCUCUGGCCGCUCGAGGUCGACGGCAAGACGGCCGUCUUCAACUCCGGAUCCGUCUUCGCCCUCGGCGCCAUGGCCGACUCGGCGUACGAGUACCUGCCCAAGAUGGCGGCGCUCACGGGCGGCCGGCUGCCCGUCUACCGGCGCAUGUACGAGAAGGCGGUCGACGCCGCCGUGAAGCACAACAUCUUCCGCCCCCUGACGCCCGCCGACGAGGACAUCCUCAUCGCCGGCAACGCGCACGCCAAGGAGCACGGCAUCGAGCUCGAGCCCCAGGGCCAGCAUCUCGCCUGCUUCUGGGGCGGCAUGAUGGCGCUGGCCGCCCGCCUCUUCGGCCGCGACGAGGACAUGGAACCCGCGAGGAAGCUCGUCGAGGGCUGCAUCUGGACCUACAGGGCCUUCCCCCACGGCGUCAUGGCCGAGGCAUUCACGAUGGCGCCUUGUCCUGCUGGAGCGGUGGCGGGUGACGACGAGUGCCGGUGGGACGAAGCCGCCUGGAAGCGCGAGGUCCUCCGCAGGGCCGGGAAGGACCCCGACGCCGCGGGGAGCGACGCGGAGGCCGACGCCAUCAUCAAGAAGGACCGGCUACCCGAGGGCUUCACCUCGAUCAGCGACCGGGCCUACGUCCUGCGGCCGGAAGCCAUCGAGAGCAUCUUUGUACUCUACCGCGUCACGGGCCGGGAAGACCUCCCGGAGGCGGCGUGGGACAUGUUUACCGCCAUCGACAGGGUGACGAGCACCGAGCUGGCCAACGCGGCCGUCCGCGACGUCACCACCCCGGAGACCCCGGAGCAAAAGGACUCGAUGGAGUCGUUCUGGCUGGCCGAGACCCUCAAGUACUUCUACCUCAUCUUCAGCGACCCCGAGCUGAUCAGCCUGGACGAGUACGUGUUCAACACGGAGGCGCACCCCUUCCUGCGGCCGCUGAAGUAGCUUCGAAAUGCUCUUUUUUUUUUUUUGUUCCUCUCUUUCGCUCUCAUGUGGUGCAGGCUUGGCUUGAUUGAUUCCCCUUGGACCUCUCCGCAGUGUAAAACCUUUCCGCAGUGCUGAAGCGUAGAAACUUUUGUUUUCUUCCACCCUUCCAUUCC
Molecule: messenger RNA, 2114 nt
Organism: Thermothelomyces thermophilus ATCC 42464
Lineage: Eukaryota; Fungi; Ascomycota; Sordariomycetes; Sordariales; Chaetomiaceae
Product: glycoside hydrolase family 47 protein
Exons: 1
Coding region: 154-1959 (601 amino acids)
Biological process (GO): carbohydrate metabolic process; N-glycan processing
Cellular component (GO): Golgi membrane; endoplasmic reticulum
Molecular function (GO): calcium ion binding; mannosyl-oligosaccharide 1,2-alpha-mannosidase activity
Source: RefSeq, a predicted model, not a curated record